Messenger RNA from Cryptomeria japonica (Japanese cedar), 692 nucleotides. RefSeq names its product EG45-like domain containing protein. The transcript is spliced from 3 exons. The record is from RefSeq and is a predicted model, not a curated record. Lineage: Eukaryota; Viridiplantae; Streptophyta; Pinopsida; Cupressales; Cupressaceae. Gene Ontology annotation, biological process: systemic acquired resistance. The coding region runs from base 75 to 491 and encodes 138 amino acids. Gene Ontology annotation, cellular component: apoplast; cell wall.
ACAAAUUACAGCUCCAAUAUUGUUGUUGAGGAGUAAGAGAAUUGAGCAGGAGAAUCAGAGAGUCUUGGGAGAGAAUGGCAGGUGGAAGUAUGUCUAGCUUGUUGCGGGCUGUAUUUGUGAUGACUUUUAUGUGGGGCUGGUAUUGCUGUGUGGCUAAGCAAGGAACAGCCACAUUUUACACUGCUCCAUAUGUCCCAUCGGCAUGCUAUGGAAACGACCCGAAUCAAUUUCCAAAAGGAGGUUUGUUUGCGGCGGCAAGCGACACAAUUUGGGGCAAUGGAGCGGCUUGCGGAAGACAUUACCGAAUCACGUGUACGGGCGCAACAAAUCAGGGAGUUCCGAAGCCAUGCAAGAGUGGAUCAAUCGUCGUGAAGAUUGUUGAUCAUUGCCCCGCGGGAUGCGCUGGCACCAUCGAUUUAUCUAAGCAGGCCUUCACCGAUAUUGCCAAUCCUGACGCUGGCAAAGUUUACAUCAACUAUGAACAGGCUUGAGCGUGCUGAGAAGCCCUAUUAUUACUAAAUAAAUAAAGGCCGCAUCAACAUUAGUGGAGAUAAUAAGCAAUUCCAACUUUCGUGUUGCUUUUGCAGCUGCGUUGUACGAAGCAGGAAACUUUGAACAUGCAUCCUUUUAAUAAGUACAUUUAAAAUUACUGAAUAAUACAGUCCAUCUAUAUAGUGGCUAUCGUGUUCUCU